GUUGUCGGUAUAUUUACGUUGACAAAAGUAGUGUUGUGUGUUUGAUGGAAAAAUAAAGGGCUCACGGAUGACAAAAAUGCGGGAAGUACCGACUGAUAACGAUUCCAGCCUGGAGGGGAGCAUCGUAGAGGAUGAUGACUCGGACACCUUCCACGAUGCUCUCGAGCAACAACCGGUGAUGGACCUCCAUCGCGCUCUCAGCGACUGCUCAGUGGCCAUCAAGAAGUUCUUCAGCAACGACAUAGCUGGCGCUGAAGCCAUCAUGACACCAUGGAAAGGCACAUCCCUAUACCAUGCCCACGGCGCUGCCAUCUUCGAGUUCGUUCCAGCUGUGCUGACGAUGGACCCUUACCAGGUGCACCGAGCCCGCUUAGCCCUGCAGCAUACGCUCAGCCUGUACGCGAAGGAGAAGCUCAGCUCAUCCUUCUCGCAGACUCUCAGUUCCAUCGUCAAGAAGCAUAACUACGCGGCGUACACGGACAUGCAAGCCCACGCAGAGCUCAUCAACGCGGAAUGCCAACUGAUCAUAGCCUGCAUCGGUGCCCUUGAGAGUGAGGACAUGGCUGGAGUCAUCCGUGUCUCCAUGCGUAUCCGAUCCGCAUUCACCAGCUACAAGUACUGCGCAAAGCUGCUUGAGCACCGCCAGUGGGAGAACGAUCAGUCUCGCUGGCACUUCUCUAGCGGUGUCAAGCUUGGUUUGGGCACCUUCAACGUCAUGAUAGCUAUGCUGCCGCCCAAGCUCAUCUCGGUGCUUGAGUUCGUGGGCUUUACUGCUAAUAAGGAGGUGGGCCUAGACGAACUGCUGGAAGCCUCUGAUCUACCAGGUCUGAGGUCUGUGCUCUGCCGCAUGACAGUGCUGGCCUACCACCUGGUCAUCGCCAACUUUGCCUCCGUACCCCCAGACCUAGUGGUCACGCAGAAACUGCUGAAGAGCAGCUUGGAGCUGUACCCGGGCAGCGUCUGGUUCCUUCUCUUCAAGGGCCGCAUUGAGCUGAUGACUGGCAUGAUCGAUGAGAGCGUGAAGACCUACCGCAUCGUGGCAGAGCACUCGCUCCUCUGGAAACAGAUACAGCAUUUGGCUUGCUGGGAGAUCAUGUGGGCUGAAUGCCUGAUGCUGAACUGGAACAACUGCCUUAGCAGCGUGGAUGUGCUUGUGCGGGACAGCAAGUGGUCCACCACCAUCUACAUGUACCUGCGGGCGGCCAUCUUGAUGGAGAUUGAUGAUGAUGGCCGCGACGCGACUGGAGUUAUCGCCGCUAUGAUCAUGGGCGCACCCAGCCACCGUCGCCGCAUUAUGGGCCGCUCGGUGCCCAUGGAGAAAUUCAUCGAACGACGCUGCAACCAGUGGCGCCAGAAGGGCUACCUAAUCCUUCCAGCCAUAGAGAUGGCCUGCCUCUGGAACCUGUUCCCAGCUCUCGCCAAAGACACGCACUAUGCCGAUACCAUGCUACGGAAAAUCGAGCGCGUGUACAACAAAAUCGAGGCUGCGGAGGAUCCCCACUACAUCCCCGGGCCGGGGCGUCACAACUACGACGUGGAGGACAAGGCCGUGAUCAGCUUCCUACGCGGCUCCCUGCUGACCGCCAUGAAGCUGCCCCGCCUCGCGCUGAGAUUCCUCGAUGACGUUAUCGACCUGAAGGACAGGAUCAAGGACAACAAAUACGUUGUGCCAUUCGCUGUGGUAGAUGCAGCCACCUGCUACUUUGAUAUGGGAGAACCCAGUUUCGCCAUUCACAUGCUAAACGAGGCCAGGCGAAAAUACUCCAAUUUCGUGCUGGAUUCCCGACUGCUUUUCCGGAUUCACGGCAAACUCAAUACCAUCAGAGCGUACCAAGAGUCGCUGAAAUCAAGCACAAAACCAGAAUCAGCAUUGGAAGCAGUUGAAACUCCCGCGCAAAUACAAAAUCUGUCCAAAGCAAAGAGAGUGCUCGGCAUAGAGACCGACGUCUAAAUUCUUAACAUUAUAAAUGUUUAAUACAAUUGAAUAAUCAACUUUCAAUUCGUUACAAUUCUAUUUUUUUGCUUGCCAGAAGAUCUCGACUAUCGAGUUUCAGUUAGCUUUUUCUAACAGCUUGUAGAGAUAUUUAAAACUAGAGCGUAAAAAUCUUGUCUGUUCAUUGUAAUUUGUAUACUUAUUACAAACUAUUUAAACGAUGUAGUGUAACGAUUUUAAAUUCACUAGUUCUUUACAUCUAUUUUAUGACAUUUAGGAGACAUGCAUGUAAAGUAUUGUUGUGUGUUCGAUCUACCGUCUACGGAAGAUUACGGAAUAUUUAAUGUGUAUUUUACUUAAUUAAUAAUUAUGUAUCAAUAUUACGUAUAAUAAUUCAUGUUUACUGGAGAGAAACACAAAUAAAAGUCUAAGUAUUUACAAUUUUCGAUCGGUCCAAAAUUUUUUUCGUUGAUUUUGUAACAUUUUCAAAUAAAACAAUCCUAUUUUUACUUAUUUCCGUCCAGUCUAAAAUAACAAAUCUAACGUUAUAAAAAGUUCUUUUGAAGAUCAGUAGGUACACAAGCCUAAGAAAACUACAAAUAAAAAUAUUUAAAAGUACUUAUUUAAGAAAAAAAUACAGAUUAAUAAAUGUUUAGUUAUUUAGGAACUAUUUUGGUCAAAUCCUUAAUUAUACUUUCUGUUUUUGUUACGACCUUUAAGUUAUUUUUGGUAUGUUGAGGAGAUUUUUAAGACUAAAAUAAUUGUGGUAUUGAAUGAAUAAACUAUGACGAUGAUUGUGAUAGUAGUGUGCGAUAAGAUACAUGUUUUCAUAAAAAUAUUUUAGAUUUCUUAAACCACUUGACACUUCAUCUUGUCUCGUCUAGUCUGUGCACUCCCGAUAUCUACAAAAAAAUAAUGCAACAC
Messenger RNA from Aricia agestis (brown argus), 2857 nucleotides. RefSeq names its product tetratricopeptide repeat protein 39B-like. The record is from RefSeq and is a predicted model, not a curated record. Lineage: Eukaryota; Metazoa; Arthropoda; Insecta; Lepidoptera; Lycaenidae. Bases 68 to 1951 code for a protein of 627 amino acids. The transcript has 15 exons.